GUACGGUGGUGGCAGCUGUGGGAGGAGGCGGUCCGGCAGGUCGAGGAGCUCAAGCCCAGGCCAAUCCCCGCGUCUGGGGCCGCGACCCUGACCCUGCAGCGCACUGAGAAGCGAAACCGGCCGGAUGGGCCGCUGAGCCCGUAUCGGGGACCGUGUGGAGCCCCCUGGAGCUAAGAUCAGGAUGUUCCGCUUCAUGAGGGACAUGGAGCCUGAGGAUCCCAUGUUCCUGAUGGACCCAUUUGCUAUUCACCGACAGCAAAUGAGCCGUAUGUUGUCAGGUGGCUUUGGAUAUAGCCCCUUCCUCAGCAUCACAGAUGGCAACAUGCCAGGGACCAGGCCUGCCAGCCGCAGGAUGCAGGCUGGGGCUGUCUCCCCCUUCGGGAUGCUGGGAAUGUCGGGUGGCUUUAUGGACAUGUUUGGGAUGAUGAACGACAUGAUUGGGAACAUGGAACACAUGACAGCCGGAGGCAAUUGCCAGACGUUCUCAUCCUCCACUGUCAUCUCCUACUCCAAUACGGGUGAUGGUGCCCCCAAGGUCUACCAAGAGACAUCAGAGAUGCGCUCAGCACCAGGCGGGAUCCGGGAGACUCGGAGGACUGUUCGGGAUUCAGACAGUGGACUAGAGCAGAUGUCCAUCGGGCAUCACAUCCGGGACAGGGCUCACAUUCUCCAGCGCUCCCGAAACCACCGCACAGGGGAUCAGGAGGAGCGGCAGGACUACAUUAACCUGGACGAGAGUGAGGCUGCAGCAUUCGAUGAUGAGUGGCGGAGGGAGACAUCCAGAUUCCGACAGCAGCGCCCUCUGGAAUUUCGACGGCAUGAGGCGUCAGGGAGUGGGGGACGAAGGGCUGAGGGGCCUCCCCGCCUGGCCAUACAGGGACCCGAGGACUCCCCCUCCCGACAGUCCCGCCGCUAUGACUGGUGAAGGCCCUUGGCCUGAAGCCCCUCUUGUACAGGCGGAGAGGCUGAGAGAUCAUCCCCUGAAAUAAUUUUUUCCUCUCCAACUCCCACCCCCAAUUUAAUAUUAAAUUAACAGGCCAGCUGGCCCCCACCUCUCCCUGGGGGUCUCAGGGAGAAUCUUUCACUGCCCCCUCUACCUACUUUCUCCUUUAAUCCCCUCACCAUGCUGACUCCACUUCUCCUGUGUCCACUAACUUGAUUUUCCAUUUUGCUGCUCCAUCUCUGAACCUCUUCACCUUCCCCAUUCUACCCUGCCAUGCAUUGAAGGGCCUUUGGGGUGAGCUCUGGGUUCAGGGGCCUUCUCCAUCCCUCAGCUACCCCAGAUCUUUGCCCACCUCUUCCUCAGAGCCCCCACUGAGGGGCCAUAGCCCUGUGCAGGGCUGUGGAGGGAGCCGACUGGUUCCCAACUCCCUCUCCCCUGCAGCCCCCACCCACACACACAUCACAGAAAUCCUCCCUACACCUUUCUCUGCGUUUAAUUUUUGAUUUGUGCGACUUGUAACUAGGUGUUUAUGGAAUAAAGGAGAAUGGAAAAAAGGCUAACUGGGA
Molecule: messenger RNA, 1509 nt
Organism: Microcebus murinus (gray mouse lemur)
Lineage: Eukaryota; Metazoa; Chordata; Mammalia; Primates; Cheirogaleidae
Gene: MLF2
Product: myeloid leukemia factor 2
Source: RefSeq, a predicted model, not a curated record